AGUCCUGUCACGAUUCAAGUCGUGGGAAGGCAAUCGAUCAACGCUUCCAACUCACCACAUCCUAGCGAGACGCAAAGCGUUCCGCCGCGUGCAUGGCCUAAGGGACUGACGAUGGCAUCCAAGGGAGCCUUGAAAACAGCUGCCGACGGCGCUCGUCUCUUCAAGACUUCCUACGCACGUACGAUUGGCAAUCUCAAGGUCGAUGCGUCUACACCAUGUAUUGUGCAGGGAUUUACGGGAAAGAGCAGCACCUUCCACUCCAAGCUCUCCCUGGACAUGGGCACCAACAUCGUCGGCGGGGUCAGCCCAGGCAAGGGGGGAAGAACACAUCUGGAACGGCCCGUCUUUGAUAGCGUGAAAGAGGCCGUCAAGCAUGUGAAGCCACAUGCUACCGCAGUCUUCGUCCCUCCACUCCUCGCGGCAGACGCAAUAAUCGACGCCAUAGAGAACGAGGUGCCCCUCAUCGUAAGCGUGGCGGAAGGAAUACCGGUGCAUGAUCAGAUCAAGGUCAUGUCCGCUCUACAUUCACAGGACAAAUCGCGUCUGGUUGGAGCGAACAGCCCAGGACUAGUCAACCCGGCCGGAUGUAGGCUCGGGAUUUCGCCCAGUAUAGUCGCAGCGCCAGGACCGAUAGGUGAGCGCUCGAACCACCUGUCCAUGUCUUCACUCCUGCUCCCUUCGAUGAUUAACUCAAUCCCUGCCAUCCUGUGCCCAGGCAUCGCCGCCCGAUCCGGCACCCUCUCCUACGAGGCCGCAGCCUCGUGCAAAUCGACCGGCCAGUCCUACAUCUUUGGUCUCGGCGGGGACUUCUACCCGGGCACACGCACAGCCGAAGCCCUCGAAUUCUUCAUGAAUGACGAGAGCACAAAGGGGAUCAUACUGGUAGGCGAAGUGGGAGGGGUCAUGGAGGAAGAAGCCAUCGACCUCCUCCACAGCAACGGCUACCUCAACGCCGAGACGGGCGAGCCGAUAAAGCCUAUCGUGGGCUUCAUCUCUGGCCGCAAUGUGCCUCCGGGUCAGACAUUCGGCCACUCCGGUGCCGUGUGGCGUGAUGGGAUCAACUCGGCGGAGCAGAAGCGCGAGGCGUGGAAGGAGGUGGGGAUCAAGGUGGUAGACACCAUUGCGGAUACGGGGCCGGCGAUUGUGGGAGAGAUGAAGAGACGGGGCUUGAUCGAGGGGGACAAUGGGGACAAGGGAGGGAGCGGCUUCGGCUUGGCAGACGUGCUUACAUUGGGGCUGGCGGAAAGUUUGAUGUCUUCGUGAAUCUGCAUCGUGAGAAAGCAUACAUGAUGGAAACGCGUGUUUAGUAGGGGAAGGG
Jaminaea rosea is the source of this 1318-nucleotide messenger RNA. Its product is annotated as NAD(P)-binding protein. The record is from RefSeq and is a predicted model, not a curated record. Lineage: Eukaryota; Fungi; Basidiomycota; Exobasidiomycetes; Microstromatales. Gene Ontology annotation, cellular component: mitochondrion; succinate-CoA ligase complex (ADP-forming). The coding region runs from base 112 to 1263 and encodes 383 amino acids. The transcript is spliced from 3 exons. Gene Ontology annotation, biological process: tricarboxylic acid cycle. Gene Ontology annotation, molecular function: succinate-CoA ligase (ADP-forming) activity; succinate-CoA ligase (GDP-forming) activity.